AUGUUCAAAGAUGUGGAGGUCAAGGUGCCGCUGUUGACGGCGUUAAAGAUGCCCCCGAUCAGUAAAUUCACCAAAGACUACCUGGCGGGAAAAGUGAACGAAGAAGGGAGACUAAUUACAGAGGAGAACGUCUCUGUCGCGAUCCAAAGGAGUGACCUCCCCUCAAAGAAGACUGAUCCGGGAAUGUUCACGCUCCCGAUUUCUAUAGGAGAUAUUCAAGUAGAGCACGCGAUGUGCGAUCUCGGAGCUUCUAUCAAUGUCCUGCCGUACUCUAUCUAUAAGAAGCUGGGAGAAGCCAAGCUAGUUGACACUGACAUCAUGAUCCAACUGGCUGACAGAUCGUGUAUUCAUCCAGAGGGAAUUCUGGAAGACGUGAUCGUAAAGGUGAAUAACUUCCUAUACCCAGCCGAUUUUUUCGUAAUCAAGAUGACCGAGCCAGCAGCAAGGGAGUCGAGUGGAGUCCUACUAGGAAGGCCGUUCCUGUCUACGGCGAACACUAUAAUAGACAUCCGUAAUGGGAUGUUAAGCUUGGACUUCAAUGGAGAGUAG
Molecule: messenger RNA, 549 nt
Organism: Salvia splendens (bonfire salvia)
Lineage: Eukaryota; Viridiplantae; Streptophyta; Magnoliopsida; Lamiales; Lamiaceae
Exons: 1
Coding region: 1-549 (182 amino acids)
Source: RefSeq, a predicted model, not a curated record